AUGUCUCUUAGUUCCUUCAAAGGCUCCAUCCUCUCGGCAACUAACGAAAAUACUGCAUGCCUGGCGAAUCUCAAAUUUGACUUCUCCCUUGUCAAAGUCGAAGCGCCUCUAGAAUUUCAGCCGUUAGGAUCCGCCCUGACAUUUAGGAGACGAGAUGAAGCCGAGUAUGGCCCGCAACACCAGACAGCUCGACGGCUGGCGGCAUUGUUCGAACCCCUAAUUCCGUCUACUCCAAAGCUCAUCUCCGCGUACGGUACAAGAGUCUCCGAAAUCAUUGAGUCCCCUGGUGUCAACCCCACCGGCUCUCGAGCUCAUGGCCCCUUCAAGGAAUAUGUAGGGGCCGACGGGACAGCAGUAUGGGCGGCUGCGACAUCUGGUGUCGCUGCACUGGGCAUAUAUCUACUCUCCUGCCUGCUAGCGCGGGCAUGGGAUUCUGGAAAAGCGAUAGCUAUCUGGGUCGAGCUGAUCGAGGAGAGGAAGAGGGAAAUCCAGAGUGCGUUUGAGAGAAAUGUCCCUAUCUCCACAGCCAGCGCCAUGAGCUCUCUCCAGCCAAUUGCCAGACAUGAUAUUGCGCUGUGGGAUGCAAGCUCGCGCUCCUGGCUACGCAGUGCUGAUCAAGCAAAGCAGCGUGAUCAUGACCAGCUGCUACUCAUAUCGAAAAAUGUAAGGAUGCCUUUUGUCGGAGGCUCAUCCACGUAUGAACAGGUGGUUUCGACCUGGAAACGGGCAAUGCUGGCUGUCGAGGACCUGCUAUGCGGUCGUCCUCAGUCGAUACUGGAUGCUGGGGUAGUAUUGGCCAUGUCGUCCUGGCAUCUAUACCCAGACAUGAUUGUUCUAAGGAAUGAAACGGUUAAUGUGAAGUUCAAAGACCCCUUAUUCCCCAGCACUGGUGUCUGCACAAUUGGUCUCGAAGGGUCAGAUGAUGAGGGAGCAGAAGGCGUGCGGUGGUCGCUAGCCCUGUCCCAUCUACAGUACUACGGGAGUGCUGUCAAAGUUACAGGUCCGAGAGAUAAUUCUCGAGUAACUAUAUCCCAGCUAUGCAUUGUCGCUUUCGGAGGCCUUCUUGGCCACUGGGGCGUUGGCUCAAAAGAUAUCGAAGACACUAUUCAACUAUUCUGUUGCAUUGGAGACAUUCUGAAUUCCUCCGCCUCCGAAGAACAGCCAGAGCUACAUACCCAAAAGCCAGAACGGUGGAUUAAUCCCAUUAUCCACGCUUGCAGGAAACUUAGCUCAUCUAAGGGAGAAGAGAAGGAAGAAAAUACCAGACUUCUCAGAUACGGUCAGCGGAGAGCAACGAAGUUCCUUCGACGGGAUGAAGAUAAAAUUCCCCCGUACUUUGGUCUUUGCAACCAGCUUCUCCUCUCGGCACUUUCUGGCGACGACUGCGACCUUACAUAUUUGAGAGGACUCGCGCAGUCAAUGGGCUAUGCGAGCAGCGACUGUCUGAUUGUCCAGGCACACUGGAUUGGACGGGGCUGGAAAAGCGGAAAACCGCACUAUUUUGAAUAUGCUACGGCAACGCCUCUCUGGAUAAAGGCCACUGGCAAGAGAGGCUCAAAAGGGGAAGAGAUAUACCAUGAGAUGCAUGCCAAAUGGUACUCCAUAUGCUCUGAUAGCAGUGGGAGCACUGAAAGGGUAGAGAAGGAGAUCAACAGCCGCGUCAAGCGCAUCAACCUAGACCCUACAACCAAUGAACGCUGCUUUUUCACUAAACAUGGGCAGACUACAUCUGACAGUGAACUCCUUUCGGUGAAGUGGCAUAAUCCUCCGCCGCUCUUCCGCUGUCAGAAAGGUCAAGAAGCUGACCGGGGACCAGCAGCGAUAUCAGACAUGGCCUGUUUGGUAGCUGAUGAGCCUGCAAGUACAUGCAACUGCUUCGAGCUGGAGCUCCCAAAUACAUUCGUUUCAACAGCCGGGAAAGCUUACUCUGGCUUCAUCAAUGUAUAUGGAAGCCGGCGCUUUGCCUUGUUCGUUAGAGACACACCUAACUCCCGGAGCCAGCAUGAUAAGUUUGUCAAAUGUGGCGCUAUAUCCCCCAAACAGGCCGUCCAGCAGCUUUGCAGACACCCGAUACAACUGACGAAGAUGAACGAGUAUCUAAACAUGACCCAUCCGAAAAAGCCCGUGACUGGUACAGAUUUGUUUAUUCUGAGCAAUUCUAGGAUUGUCUCCUCUCACACCUCUGCUGCUCUGCAUUCCUUGUACCUCGCAACGCUUAUAUACAGCAAAUUGGAAGGGUUGACCGUACUAUUGCGCAUUACAUCUCAACCUCUAUGCGAUGCUAGCUGGGUCUUAGAUGCUUCCAGCUCCGCAAUGAGAUCCAAGGCCCGGAAAACCCAUCCACAGGCCCCCAGCAGACAAGAGGCCUUUGCCUGUAUUGCCCACUUUGAUUCGGGACAGGCGAAUAUCCGACCAAGCGACUUAGACAGUACAUUGGCAAUUUGUAACCAGAACUCGAUAUUUGUAGCAGCUGCGGUACUAUCUGACCCCCUGGAAAAGGUCGAGGACUACGAGAUAAGACGGCUGGUGGGCAAUAUUGGAAAGAGAGGCAUAUCAAUGCUAGUUGCUCCUCACAACCCGCAGAUCCGUGAGCCCAAGGAUGAUUACUGUAUUGUCAACCAUGCGCCCUACGAUGGGAAACGGGAGAACAACUUCAACGACACUUCGCUACAUCUCUCGUUUACUGAGUGGACUCUACCGCUAGCUACGGCAGACAGUCAGACCAUCGACCAGGAUGUCUUCCUGGUUGAGUCUGUCAUAUCGGUGCGAGACCGAGGAGAAUGGGUGGCCGAUCUUGAUAUACUCGGCAUCAACAAGAGCGAGAUGCUGUUCGGGAAUGAAAUUGAUUUGCCCAGCCUAGUAGAUGAUGAAGACGACGAGGAUGCCAUGCUUAUGUAUGAGUAUACGUCUAUUGAUAGCUGGGAGGAGCUACUUGACCCCCCGUUGGGAGUGGGCAUAUUCCGAGCGCAGGGGAACUGGGUGGCUCGUCUUGCCGCCGUCAGCAUAUUGAUGCAGAGGAAGAAAGGCAUUGAUAUGGCCAUCUUCGACAAGAACCUUAGUCUACGAUCAUUUGAAGCUCGGCUUCAGUCCGAUGUUGAAGCUCGAGGUGCGAAGCCUCCGGAAAGCUUCAUCUGUAUAGACUGA
Molecule: messenger RNA, 3144 nt
Organism: Trichophyton benhamiae CBS 112371
Lineage: Eukaryota; Fungi; Ascomycota; Eurotiomycetes; Onygenales; Arthrodermataceae
Exons: 1
Coding region: 1-3144 (1047 amino acids)
Source: RefSeq, a predicted model, not a curated record